Molecule: messenger RNA, 1374 nt
Organism: Helicoverpa zea (corn earworm)
Lineage: Eukaryota; Metazoa; Arthropoda; Insecta; Lepidoptera; Noctuidae
Product: neuromedin-U receptor 2-like
Exons: 4
Coding region: 134-1213 (359 amino acids)
Biological process (GO): G protein-coupled receptor signaling pathway
Cellular component (GO): plasma membrane
Molecular function (GO): G protein-coupled receptor activity
Source: RefSeq, a predicted model, not a curated record
UAAUGUAUUAGAUAAACGUUGGUCAGUGCGCCGGCAUUAGUUCAGUCGGGUACAUAACACUUCGCGCGAAACUUGUGAAAUUUCACGUGAACAAGUGUAAUCAGGUGUAGAAGAAAAAAAUAUCAUUGAGAAAAUGACUGACACAAUGAAUGAAAGUAGUGUUAAUGCCACGGAGAAUUGGCAUGAGUACAUCAAGUUGGCUCUCACUGAAGUGCCUUACAGUUCGCAGAUCAUAUUCUCCGUAGCUUUGUUUAUAAUUUUCGUGGCCAGCCUCAUCGGUAACAUCAUCACUUGCGUAGUCAUCUACUAUGACAGGACUAUGCACACAGCUACCAACUGCUACCUAUUCAACCUGGCUGUGUCAGAUCUGCUCGUCACGUUCCCAAUUCUGAUCAUCAUUUAUCAACUGUUGACGCAAAACAGUGAGCUCUUCCAGUACAGGUAUGGAGUGUUCUCGUGUAACUUCGUGAUGUGCAUCCACUUUCUGUUUAUAAACGUGCUGUGGAACAAUAGUAUAAUGGUGAUGACGGCGCUUUCGAUUGAAAGGUACAUCGCUGUGUGCUAUCCUAUGAUGUUGAAAGGGACUCCAAUUUGGCGUCGAGUGGGAAGAAUAAUUCUACUUAUUUGGACGUUGGCGAUAUUGGAGACUUUGCCAGAGUUUUGGAUGUUGGAAAUAUUCGAUACAGGGACUACGCUGGUCUGUUUCUCCCGUCCAUCACAGUUAGGAAAAAUAGUGACAAUAGUCAGUGCGAUCGGCACAUUCAUAGUACCUCUGGCUAUUAUGAUAUUCGUGUAUACUAUGAUAGCGCUUAGAGUUAAUGACAACAAUGAAAUGUACAAGUUUAAGGGAACAGUUAUCAAUAAUGGCUUCAAAAGGAAGAAAGUGAAUAAACUCAUAAUUGCUCUGACGGCGUCAUUUGUGUUCUGCUGGCUUCCAUUCUUCCUGCUACGAACGUUGAUGUUUGCGGUCGACUAUGAAAAGUUCGUUCAGUAUCAUCGGUGGUGGUCCACGGCACAUAAGCUGUCGAUGUUCAACAGCUGGAUGCCAACAGUUCUGAACCCCUUGCUGUUCAGCGCGAUGUCCAUCAAGUUCAGGAAAUCUUUUAAGAAGCUUUGGGAAGGAAAACUAAGAAAACGAAAUCUCCGAAGUGAAAAAUCUGAAUCCACGCAAUCUCAACGUAAAAAGUCAACAAGUUAUUAUCAAGUUGAAUAAACAUUGACCAAAUUUGGAAUCUCAAACAACGAACCGACAAGUAGAUGUAAUAUUAUAUGCAUGUGCUGAGUAAGUAGGUAUAAUUAACGUUAUUCUCUGUAUGAAGUAUGAAUGUCAUAGUUUGUAUAAGCUGUAAUAAAACUGUGUAUUAUGGAAUUAAA